UCCAAGAUCCUGAAAUGCGCCGGGAAUGAAGACAUCAUCACCCUGCGAGCAGAAGACAACGCGGACACGCUGGCUCUGGUGUUUGAAGCACCGAAUCAGGAAAAGGUUUCUGAUUAUGAGAUGAAGCUGAUGGACCUCGAUGUGGAGCAGCUUGGAAUUCCAGAGCAGGAGUACAGCUGUGUGGUGAAGAUGCCCUCAGCUGAGUUUGCCCGGAUCUGCAGGGAUCUCAGCCACAUCGGCGACGCCGUCGUCAUCUCCUGCGCCAAAGAUGGGGUGAAGUUCUCAGCCAAUGGAGAGCUGGGCAAUGGAAACAUCAAGCUGUCACAGACCAGCAACGUGGAUAAAGAGGAGGAAGCUGUCACAAUAGAGAUGAACGAGCCUGUCCAGCUGACCUUUGCUCUGAGGUACCUGAACUUUUUUACCAAAGCCACUCCCCUGUCACCUACAGUAACACUCAGCAUGUCUGCAGAUGUUCCUCUUGUUGUGGAGUACAAGAUUGCUGAUAUGGGACACUUAAAGUACUACCUGGCUCCAAAGAUUGAAGAUCAACAAGAAGGCUCUUAA
Messenger RNA from Chaetura pelagica (chimney swift), 564 nucleotides. It is a transcript of the gene PCNA, whose product is annotated as proliferating cell nuclear antigen. NCBI's taxonomy places the organism in Eukaryota, Metazoa, Chordata, Aves, Apodiformes, Apodidae. Gene Ontology annotation, molecular function: DNA binding; DNA polymerase processivity factor activity. Gene Ontology annotation, biological process: leading strand elongation; translesion synthesis; mismatch repair. Gene Ontology annotation, cellular component: PCNA complex. The annotation marks the transcript as partial. The transcript has 5 exons. The record is from RefSeq and is a predicted model, not a curated record.